Messenger RNA from Eleginops maclovinus (Patagonian blennie), 1562 nucleotides. RefSeq names its product apolipoprotein A-IV-like. Lineage: Eukaryota; Metazoa; Chordata; Actinopteri; Perciformes; Eleginopidae. Gene Ontology annotation, biological process: cholesterol homeostasis; lipoprotein metabolic process; cholesterol efflux. The record is from RefSeq and is a predicted model, not a curated record. The coding region runs from base 158 to 928 and encodes 256 amino acids. Gene Ontology annotation, molecular function: phosphatidylcholine-sterol O-acyltransferase activator activity; phospholipid binding. The transcript has 4 exons. Gene Ontology annotation, cellular component: chylomicron; high-density lipoprotein particle; extracellular region.
CAGUGUGAUGUGGAAGCAGCGGUGACAGCAGGGCACUGAGUGCUGGACUUUACUCCUCCUGCUCUUCUAUAGGACUCUGCUGCUAUAUAUAUACUGACCCAGGAGCUGUGCACAACUCACUCUGUAUCCAUCACAGCUCAGCAACACAGCUGCAGUCAUGAAGGUCCUCGUGGUGCUCGCCCUCGCUGUUUUCACAGGUUGCAAUGCCAACAUCGUGUGGCAGAACCAACCCAAGCCCCAGGUAGAGAUGGUGAAAGAUGCAUUCUGGGACUAUGUCGCCAAGGCAACCAUGACUGCUGAGGACUCCCUGAAGCAGAUCAGACAGUCCGAGCUGGGAAAGGAAGUGAACACCCUGAUCUCUGAGAGCACCGACGCCGUCAACAAGCUCACCGAUGCUCUGCGCACUCAGGUGGCCCCUCUGACGCAGGAUCUCAUGUCUAAGUUUACCCAGGAGGCCGAGCUGCUGAAGACUCGUCUGGAGAAUGAUCUGACCGCCGUUAGUGCCAACCUGCAGCCCUACGCCCAGGAGCUGGUCGCUGACCUCCAGAAGCAGGUGGAGGAGCUGAAGAAGGACGCCGUCCCCUACGCUGACUCCAUGGACUCCGAGGCCCUGAAGACCGUCCUGCUGCAGAAGAGUCAGGAGCUGAGGUCGCAGCUGGAUAAGAGCAUCGCCCAUCUGCAGGACCAGAUGGUGCCCUACACCAGGGAGAUCAAAGAGAAGAUGGAGCAGAGCCUGGAGGAGUUCCAGAGGAGCAUGGUCCCCCUGACCCAGAGCUUUGAGACCCAGCUGACCCAGAAAACCCAGGAGAUCCAGCAGAACCUGGCUCCAGUCGGAGAUGAGCUGAGGGCCAAGCUUGACACCGACAUCCAGAACCUGAAGAAGCAGCUGGAUGCUCUGUGGAAGUCUUUCACUAAGAUGACCCAGUAAAUGGACUUUUAUCUAUACCAUUAUUUAUGUUUCUAUGUUUCUAACAUCCUGCAACAGCACAAAAAACAUACUUUCCGCGUGGUAGUGUGCAAAUAACAAAAACAGCAAAGCAUGAUGGUCACAUCCCUAGAAGGCUUUUUACAUCCGACCAUCUAAUGAUUCCCACCAUUAACACAUCUGAAGAUGCUAACCCAUUUUCAAGUGAAUUUUAACUCCCCAUCUUUUGAGUGGAUUUGGCUAACAUUAGCUCGUAUGGGGCUAUAACCUGUGAUCCGUUGGCUAGCAUUAGCUCACAUGAGGCUAUAUCUAGUAUGAGUUUGAUGCAGUCCUUGUAAAACGGUGUGCUUGUAUUUUCUCAGUUCUUUAAAGGAACUCUUGCAGAGUCAACCCAAACUCUGUGUUAGUCCAGCUGUCAGAACAGAUUUAUCUUCAAGUAGGAAAAAAAAAUAUGGUUCAGAUCUGAUCCAACCACUCAGUUCUCUAUAUUCUUAUUGUAAGGUUCUCUUCUACCUGGUUAUUAGUGUUAAAUCAGUGUUGGUUUUAUGGGACAGUAAAACAAGUGCAAUACCUCAUUCUCUAUGUUUUUAUUGAUGAAAAAUGCUGUAAUGUUACUGUUUGCAACUAUAAGCUUUCA